This is a messenger RNA of Fomitopsis serialis, 1417 nucleotides long. RefSeq names its product family A1 protease. The coding region runs from base 51 to 1268 and encodes 405 amino acids. Gene Ontology annotation, molecular function: aspartic-type endopeptidase activity. The transcript has 9 exons. Gene Ontology annotation, biological process: proteolysis. The record is from RefSeq and is a predicted model, not a curated record. Lineage: Eukaryota; Fungi; Basidiomycota; Agaricomycetes; Polyporales; Fomitopsidaceae.
UUUGCCAUCUGCCCUCCGCGCUCCUCCGCAAGAGACAGCAGUGAUACGCCAUGGCACUCGGUUCUUCCCUCUUUGCAGCCGUCUUCCUCGCAGUCGCGGUCGCCGCGAGCCCGGUGCAGGUUAACAAACCCCUGGUCUCGCUGCCGUUGGUCCGCCGAACAAACAGCACCAGCUUCACUAAUCUGCUCGCGAACGACCAGGCGCGGGCCCGUUACCUGAAGGACCGCGCACAGGCCAAGCUCCAGGGCCGCGCUGCGAGUGUUGACGCUACCAACGCCGUUGACACCUAUGUUGUUAGCGUCGGCGUCGGGUCCCCUGCUACUCAAUAUUCCCUCCUCGUCGACACAGGUUCUUCCAACACAUGGCUCGGCGCUAACAAGUCGUACACGCCGACCUCCACUAGCAGCGACACCGGUGACUCAGUGUCUGUCACCUACGGCUCGGGCAGCUUCUCGGGCGAAGAGUACACCGACACCGUCACGCUCGGUGACGGGCUGACCAUCACAAACCAGUCCAUCGGUGUCGCCUCGCAGGCCCAAGGCUUUUCGGGUGUCGAUGGUAUUCUUGGUGUCGGCCCUGUUGCUCUGACCCAGGGUACCCUCGGUGACUCCGAGGCUACGGUCCCCACCGUGACAGACAACCUCCUGUCUCAGGGUACCAUUGACACGGAGGUCCUCGCGGUCUCUUUCGCACCGGCGACCUCUGAAAGCGAUGCUAACGGUGAGCUCACCUUCGGCGGCACCGACUCCUCCAAGUACACCGGCUCGAUCAACUACGUCCCCAUCACGUCCACCUCCCCCGCGAGCGAAUACUGGGGCAUCGACCAGGAUAUCACAUACGGAGACUCGCCGAUCUUGAGUUCCACUGCUGGUAUUGUCGACACUGGCACGACUCUCGUCCUGAUCGCAUCCGACGCGUUUGACGCGUACAAGACCGCUACCGGCGGCACUGCGGACGAGAGCACCGGCCUGCUGCGCAUCUCGAGCUCGCAGUUCAGCAGCCUCCAGACGCUCAACUUCAACAUCGGUGGCACGACCUAUGGCCUGACGGCGAACGCGCAGAUCUGGCCCCGCGCGCUGAACAGCGCGAUCGGCGGGACCGCGGACGACAUCUACCUCGUCGUGAACGACAUCGGGAGCGCGUCUGGCGAGGGCCUGGACUUCAUCAACGGGUACGCGUUCCUGGAGCGCUUCUACUCCGUCUACGACACGACCAACUCGCAAGUCGGCUUCGCGGAGACCUCGUUCACGAGCGCGACCAGCAACUGAGGUGGCUGGUCAGCUCGAUGAUACCAAAUGAGGACUUUAUGGAUUUGGGAGGUGUUUAUCGCACGAUUUCGUGUUGUGGCAUCUCGAAGUCUGUAAUGCUCGCUACACUCUUUUGUUGAACUCUGGAAUGCAUGCUUUGGAUGAACUGA